AUGUCAUUACAACUUCCUGAAUUUCUUCUUAAAGACACAUCCUCUGAAAUUAAUUCAACUGAUACCACCAAUAAAAAAAUAAAACAAACCUCAAGACUUCGUCACAAUCACCAUACUCUUCAUUGUGCAUAUAAUGGAUGCAAUAACGUGGCUAAGAAGCUUAUAGGGGAGUGUCAAUUGUGUAAUGGCAUUUAUUGUUCAAAACAUAGAAUACUGGAAACACAUGAUUGUUCAGGCUUGAGAGAUUGUAAAAUGGAAUUAAGGGAAAGAAAUAUGAAGAAAUUAAUAAAUGAAAGAACAAUAAGUGAGAAAAUUAGAACGUGA
Molecule: messenger RNA, 324 nt
Organism: Henningerozyma blattae CBS 6284
Lineage: Eukaryota; Fungi; Ascomycota; Saccharomycetes; Saccharomycetales; Saccharomycetaceae
Product: AN1-type zinc finger protein
Exons: 1
Coding region: 1-324 (107 amino acids)
Molecular function (GO): zinc ion binding
Source: RefSeq, a predicted model, not a curated record